AUGGCCAAGGCUGUGCGCCAUCGUGGUCCUGAUUGGAGUGGAAACUUCAUUGCCGACAAGACUAUCCUUGCGCACGAGCGAUUGAGUAUCGUCGGUGUCGACUCUGGUGCUCAGCCUCUCGUUAACGAGGAUGGCUCCCUCGCCCUCGCCGUCAACGGCGAGAUCUACAACCACCGCAUCCUCCGGAGAACCAUGAAGACCAAGUAUAACUUCAAGACACACUCGGAUUGCGAAGUCAUCAUCCCUCUAUAUAUGGAGCACGGUCUCGAUGCCCCUAAGCACCUCGACGGCAUGUUCUCCUGGGUUCUGUAUGACCGCAAGCAGGACCGUGUGGUUGCUGCCCGCGAUCCCAUUGGUAUCACCAGCUUCUACCUGGGCCGGUCGUCUUCCACUCCCGGCGCCGUGUACUUCGCCUCGGAACUCAAGUGCUUGCACCCGGUUUGCGACGACAUCAUUGCUUUCCCGCCGGGCCACGUCUACGACUCCAAGGCCGACAAGCUGACGCGCUACUUCGAGCCCAAGUGGUGGGACCCGACCAACGUGCCGUCGACCCCGAUCGAUUACAAGUUGAUCCGCCACAGCCUGGAGAAGUCUGUGCGCAAGCGUCUCAUGGCCGAGGUGCCCUACGGCGUGCUGUUGUCUGGCGGUCUGGACUCCAGUCUGGUUGCGUCCAUUGCGCAGCGCGAGACCCUGCGCAUGCAGGAUGCCGCUCGUGCUGCUGUACAGAACCAAACCGAAUCCUCGGAGCUUGUCGGCAUUGACGACAGCAACGAGCUGUCGACUGUCACCACUUUCCAGCAGCUGCACUCGUUCUCCAUCGGUCUCCCCGGCGCGCCGGACACCGCGGCUGCCCUGGAGGUUGCCAAGUUCCUGGGCACCAAGCACCAUGCCUUUGAAUUCACGAUUGAGGACGGUCUGGACGCCCUCUCGGAUGUCAUCUACCACCUGGAGACGUACGACGUGACGACCAUCCGCGCCUCGACCCCGAUGUACCUGCUGUCGCGCAAGAUCAAGGCGAUGGGCGUCAAGAUGGUUCUGAGCGGCGAGGGCAGCGACGAGAUCUUCGGCGGGUACCUGUACUUCCACGCGGCGCCGAACAAGGAGGAGUUCCACAGGGAGACCGUGCGGCGCGUGAAGGACCUGCACCUGGCCGACUGCCUGCGCGCCAACAAGUCGACCUCGGCGUGGGGUCUCGAGGCGCGUGUGCCGUUCCUUGACAAGCAGUUCCUGGAGGAUUGCAUGGGCGUCGACCCGCAAGAGAAGAUGAUCACCAAGGACCGCAUCGAGAAGUACAUCCUACGCAAGGCCUUUGAUACCUCCGACGAGCCCGACGUCGCCGCCUACCUGCCGGACAAGAUCCUGUGGCGCCAGAAGGAGCAGUUCAGCGACGGUGUCGGCUACAGCUGGAUCGAUGGUCUCAAGGACACCGCUGAGAAGCAGGUCACCGACGAGAUGAUGAAGAACCCCAAGCCCGAAUGGGGUACGGAUAUCCCCGACACCAAGGAGGCGUACUGGUACCGCACCAUGUUCGACGAGCACUUCCCGCCUUCCUGCGCGGGUACCGUCGAGCGCUGGACCCCGACCUGGUCGAAGCAGAGCGACCCCAGUGGCCGGGCCAUCUCCACCCACAACGCCAAGUACGAUAGCGCCGAGUAA
This is a messenger RNA of Penicillium riverlandense, 1656 nucleotides long. Its product is annotated as asparagine synthetase B. The coding region runs from base 1 to 1656 and encodes 551 amino acids. Gene Ontology annotation, molecular function: asparagine synthase (glutamine-hydrolyzing) activity. Lineage: Eukaryota; Fungi; Ascomycota; Eurotiomycetes; Eurotiales; Aspergillaceae. Gene Ontology annotation, cellular component: cytosol. The record is from RefSeq and is a predicted model, not a curated record. The transcript has 7 exons.